CUACCAACCAUCUCUCUACUCUCCUUCACUGAAUCUCCUCAUCUCUCUGUCUCUCUCCUCCGGUCCACCGGUCUCUGCUAUGACAGCUCACACCAGCGGCGUGUUGCCCGAUCUCAGACCGUCAACCCGUCACCGGUUGUCCUGUCUAAACGUUAACAUGGACAUGUGUGUGUGGGAUAUUCGUGAUUGAUCCUCGGGUGUAACAUUUUUUUUUUUUUUUUUUGUUUUUUGUUUGUUUGUUUUUUAUAUAAAAACGAAAGAAAAAGGAGGAGGGGGGCGGCCGUCCUCUUUUACCCCCCUCCGCUUCCUUCAGCCAAGCAGAGCGGCAAGGUGGGGAGAAGGCUUUAAAAUUAAGCCAGCUUGGAUUUAUUUAACAGCAAAAUGACGGAUUUGGGAGUGCCGGAGAUGCUGCUGAUGAGGAGGAGGCUGCAUGUGAAGAAAACGGGCAGGCUGAGACGCGACCUCCCGCUUCUCCUCCUGCUGGGGCUUGUCAUCGGGGAUUUCUCCUCGUCCAAGGCUGAAUCUUGUGGUGGUGUAGUCCAAGGCCUGAAUGGCACCAUAGAGUCGCCCGGUUUCCCCCACGGCUACCCCAACUACGCCAACUGUACGUGGCUGAUAAUAACAGGGGAGAGGAACCGAAUCCAGCUAACCUUUGUCACGCUGGCGCUGGAGGAAGACUUUGAUAUUGUAUCAGUUUACGAUGGACAACCGUCACCGGGCAACUUGAAAAUGAGGUUGUCGGGAUUCAUGCUGCCCUCUCCUAUAGUCAGCAGUGGAUCUAUAUUGGCCUUGUGGUUUACCACAGACUUUGCCGUCAGUGCACAGGGCUUCAAAGCGGUAUAUGAAGUCCUGCCCAGCCAUACAUGUGGCACCCCCGGCCUCAUUCCAAAUGGGGUCAUUCAUGGCUCACGGUACAACAUGGGGGACAAGAUCCGAUACAGCUGUGAGUCAGGUUUUGUAUUGGAAGGACACAGUAUCCUCACAUGUAUUGUAUCUCCUGGCAGUGGAGCACAGUGGGACUUCCCAUCACCAUUUUGUAGAGCGGAGGGAGCAUGUGGCGGUACAUUACGAGGCACCGCGGGUUCAAUAACCAGCCCCGGGUACCCUGCAGAGUAUGACAACAACCUGGACUGUACAUGGUCAAUCCUCGCUGAGCCCGGGGACACCAUAGCUCUCGUCUUCACUGACUUCUUAUUAGAGGACAAAUAUGACUUCCUGGAAAUCAGCGGGACAGAAGCACCAAGCAUAUGGUUGACUGGUACAACCCUGCCCUCACCAGUGAUAUCAAAUAAGAACUGGCUUCGGAUACAUUUCACCUCAGACAGCAACCAUCGAAGAAAAGGAUUCAGUGCUCAGUAUCAAGUUAAGAAAGCCAUAGAGCUGAAGUCCAGAGGGGUGAAGAUGAUGCCCAGUAAAGACUCCAGUCACAAAAAUGCUGUCUUGAGUCAAAGUGGUCUUGCAGGUGAUGUUUGUCCAGAUCCUGGAGUUCCAGAAAAUGGCAAGAGGAUGGGUUCUGCCUUCCAAGUUGGCUCCAGCGUCCAGUUCAGUUGUGAUGACAGCUAUGUACUACAAGGAUCAAAAAGUAUCACCUGUCAACGAGUCACUGACACACUGGCUGCCUGGAGUGACCACAGACCCAUCUGCAGAACUCGUACCUGUGGCAGCAACCUAAGGGGGCCCAGAGGGGUCAUAACUUCUCCUAACUACCCUGUUCAGUAUGAGAACAACGCACACUGUGUGUGGGUCAUCACUGCAAUGGACUCUGGGAAGGUGAUAAAGCUGUCAUUUGAAGAGUUUGACCUGGAAAGAGGAUAUGACACAUUAACUGUGGGAGACGGAGGCAAGAUAGGAGACACUCGGAGAGUACUCUAUGUACUCACUGGCUCCAGUGUUCCUGACCUCAUCGUCAGCUUGUCCAAUCAGAUGUGGCUACACCUGCAGUCAGAUGAUACUAUCGGCUCAGCAGGGUUUAAAGCAGUCUAUGAAGAGAUAGAACGGGGAGGCUGUGGUGAUCCCGGGGUGCCGGCAUUUGGACGUCGUAGCGGUGAUCGCUUUCAACAUGCCGACGUGUUGACCUUCUUUUGCCAGUCGGCCUUUGAACUUGUGGGUGAAAGGACCAUCACAUGUCAGCACAAUAACCAGUGGUCUGGAAAUAAACCCAGUUGUGUCUUCUCAUGUUUCUUCAACUUCACGGCUCCAUCAGGAACUGUAUUGUCUCCGAAUUACCCAGAAGAGUAUGGGAACAACCUCAACUGUGUGUGGUUGAUUAUCUCUGAACCAGGAAGCCGCAUUCAUCUCCUCUUCUCUGACUUUGACCUGGAGCCACAGUUCGACUGGUUGGUGGUCAAAGAUGAAGGUCUGUCUGAGCCAACGACAUUUGGAACGUUCUCAGGAAAGGAUGUUCCAUCACAGAUCGCCUCGAAUGGACACAUCAUGAGACUGGAAUUUCAGUCUGAUCACUCCAAUACUGGAAAAGGCUUCAAUAUCAGCUACACCACAUUUGGUCAGAAUGAAUGUCAUGACCCAGGAGUACCUGUCAAUGGUCAAAGGUAUGGUGACCAAUUUCAGCUGGGCAGCUCUGUGGCUUUUCGCUGUGAUCAAGGAUUCAUUAGGACACAGGGAUCAGAUCAGGUCACUUGCAUCAUCCAGGAUGGAAAUGUUGUUUGGUCUGCAGCUGUACCUCGGUGUGAAGCUCCAUGUGGAGGCCAUCUCACAGCUCCUACUGGUGUUCUGCUGUCUCCUGGUUGGCCCUCCUUUUAUAAAGACUCUCUGAAUUGCCAGUGGGUGAUUGAAGCGCAAACAGACCAUGCUGUGAAGAUACACUUUGACAGGUUUCAGACUGAGGUCAACUAUGACACACUGGAAAUCAGGGAUGGUCCCUCAACCUCCUCUCCACUGAUUGGUGAAUACCAUGGCACCCAAGCACCUCAUUUCCUGAUUUCCACGUCCAACUUCCUAUUCCUGUUGUUCACUACAGACAACAGCCGCUCGGCAGCAGGCUUCAGCAUCAGAUAUGAAAGUGUGAAAAUGGAGUCAGACUCUUGUCUCGAUCCUGGUAUCCCAGUUAAUGGUCGUCGCCAUGGCAGCAGCUUUUCCAUUGGCUCCCGUGUCUCAUUUACAUGUGACCCUGGAUACACACUGAGUGAUCAGGAGCCAAUUGUUUGUGAGCAGAAUCAUCAGUGGAGUCAUGCACUUCCCAGUUGUGAUGCUCUUUGUGGAGGCUAUGUUUACGGUAAAACAGGGACUAUUCUUUCACCUGGCUUUCCUGACUUCUACCCUAACUCUCUUAACUGCACCUGGACUAUAGAAGUGUCUCAUGGGAAAGGAGUCCAUCUCGUUUUCCACACUUUCCAUCUGGAGGAGAACCAUGACUACCUGUCCAUCACUGAGGACGGGAAUUUCCAGGUCCCAGUAGCUCGACUCACUGGCUCAGUGCUUCCCCCGAGUGUCAAAGCAGGACUCUAUGGGAACUUCAGCGCUCAGCUACGAUUUAUAUCAGAUUUUUCCAUGAGUUACGAAGGCUUUAAUAUUACUUUCUCAGAGUAUGACUUAGAGCCAUGUGAGGAUCCUGGUGUACCGGCGUUCAGCAGGAGGAUGGGAUUCAGGUUUCGAGUUGGUGACUCGCUGGCCUUCUCUUGUUUCCAUGGCUACCGACUUGAGGGAGACAGCAAGAUCACUUGUCUGGGAGGAGGCAGACGAGUCUGGAGCAACACGCUACCACGAUGUAUAGCUGAGUGUGGAGCCUCCUCACUAGGACCAGAAGGCGUUCUCCUCUCUCCGAAUUUCCCUUCUAACUACGAUAAUAACCACGAGUGCAUUUACCGCAUCACUACUGAAAAGGGCAAAGGAAUCAGGCUGAAAGCUGAGAGCUUCUUGUUGCAAGAUGGAGACUAUCUCAAGGUAUAUGAUGGAGAGAACACCUCAUCCCGUCUCCUUGGAAACUUCACACAUGAUGCCAUGGUGGGUCAUGUCAUCAAUAGUACGUCCAAUCACUUGUGGCUGGAGUUCAACAGCAACGCCUCUGGAACCAAUCAGGGCUUUCGCCUCACAUAUACAAGUUUUGACUUAGUACGCUGUGAGGAGCCAGGUAUCCCUAGUUAUGGCUAUAAGAUCCAGGACGACGGUCAUUAUGCCAACACUUUUGUCCUGUACUCCUGCAACCCUGGAUAUAGUCUCCAUGGCAGCAGUACACUGACCUGUCUUAGCGGGGACAGACGUGUCUGGGACAAACCACUUCCUUCCUGUAUCGCGGAGUGUGGAGGUCACAUAACUGGAGCAGUGUCUGGACGGAUUCUGUCUCCAGGCUAUCCUGCUCCUUAUGACAACAACCUCCACUGUACCUGGACUAUAGAGGCUGAUACAGGCAAGACUAUCAGCCUCCACUUCAUCGUCUUUGACACUGAGAUCGGCCAUGAUAUCCUGAGAGUUUGGGAUGGUCCAUCUGGGCCAUCAGAUGGGGGGAUCCUGUUGAAAGAAUGGUCGGGCCCAGCCCUACCUGAAGAUAUCCACUCGACUUUCAACAUACUCACACUGCAGUUUGAUUCAGACUAUUUCAUCAGCAAGCAAGGAUUUUCUAUACAGUUCUCCACCACUACAGCAACGACCUGCAAUGACCCAGGCAUCCCUGUAAAUGGUUCUCGAUACGGGGACAGUAAAGAGCCUGGUGACAGUAUGACGUUCCAGUGUGACCCAGGCUACCAGCUGGAAGGCCAGGACACCAUCACAUGUGUACGGAUGGAUAACAGAUUCUACUGGCAACCUGACCCUCCAACGUGUGUAGCAACCUGUGGGGGUAACAUCAGUGGACCCUCAGGAGUAAUUUUGUCGCCUAACUACCCCCAGCCUUACCCCCCUGGGAAAGAGUGUGAUUGGAGAAUUAGAGUCAACCCUGACUUUGUUAUUGCUCUCAUCUUCAAAAGUUUUAACAUGGAGCCAAGUUAUGACUUCCUGCACAUCUACGAGGGUGAAGACUCUAAUGGGCCGUUACUUGCAAGUCUCCAAGGCAACCAGGCCCCGGAGCGAAUAGAGAGCAGUGGUAACAGUCUCUUCCUGGCAUUCAGAUCUGACGCCUCACUGGGCAUGUCUGGGUUCGCCAUCGAAUAUAGAGAAAAACCAAGAGAGGCCUGUUUUGACCCUGGCAACAUUAUGAAUGGCAGUCGGACAGGUUAUGACUAUAAACUGGGAUCUCAGGUCUCGUACAACUGUCACCAUGGCUACACAACUGUGGGCGGGGAUACCAUCACCUGUGUCAUGGGGCAUGAUGGGAAGCCAGUGUGGGACAGGGCUCUGCCAUCAUGUAAAGCUCCAUGCGGUGGACAGUAUGGUGGAUCUGAAGGAGUUGUUUUAUCUCCAAACUAUCCCCUAAACUACACUACAAGACAGACUUGCUCCUAUUACAUCACUGUGUCUCCACAGUUUGUGGUGUUUGGUCAGUUUGCCGUUUUCCAGACAGCAAUGAAUGACUCUGUUGAGCUGUUUGAUGGAGCCAAUGAGAACGCUCGAUUGCUUAGCUCCCUGGCUGGGUCACAUUCAGGAGAAACACUGCCGUUGGCGACUUCCAAUCAGAUCAUGUUGCGGUUCAAUGCUAAGAGUGGCCAAUCAGCUAAAGGCUUUCACUUUGUCUACCAAGCGGUGCCUCGCACCAGUGACAGUCAGUGCAGUUCAGUGCCAGAGCCUCGGUACGGCAGGCGGAUCGGUUCAGAGUUCUCAGCCGGCUCUGUGGUUCGGUUUGAGUGCAGUCCAGGGUAUCUGCUUAAAGGAUCCAGUGCUAUCCGGUGCCAGGCCGUGCCAGGUGCCCUCGCACAAUGGAAUGCAACAACACCAACCUGUAUAGUUCCCUGCAGUGGCAAUGUGACCGAACGCCGUGGUACAAUACUGUCUCCUGGCUAUCCUGAACCCUACCCAAACAGUCUCAACUGUCUGUGGAGGAUCCAUGUCAGUGAAGGGGCUGGGAUACAGAUCCAAGUGAUGACGUUUGCUACUGAGCACAACUGGGACUCUCUGGAGAUCUACGAUGGAGGAGACAUGACAGCUCCUAAAUUAGGGUCAUUUUCUGGAACUACAGCCCCAGCCCUCCUUAACUCAACAUCAAAUCAGCUCCUUUUGCACUUUCAGAGUGACAUCAGUGUGGUGGCAGCCGGCUUUCACCUAGAAUACAAGACUGUUGGUCUCACCACCUGUCCAGAGCCAAUGAUCCCAGCCAAUGGCAUUAAAAAUGGUGACAGAUACAUGGUCAAUGAAGUGGUGGCGUUCACCUGUGAGCCUGGGUACACAUUACAGGGCCAUUCUCACAUUUCCUGCAUGCCUGGUACUGUGCGCAGAUGGAACUACCCACCUCCUCUUUGCAUAGCUCGGUGUGGCGGGGUGUUGUCUGAGAUGAGUGGUGUCAUCCUUAGUCCAGGUUUCCCUGGCAACUACCCUGGCAACCUGGACUGCACCUGGCAAAUCACCCUGCCAACUGGAUAUGGAGCCCAUAUUCAGUUCCAAAACUUCUCUUCUGAAGACAACCAUGACUUCCUAGAGGUCAGGGCUGGAGCACAGCACAGCUCUGCCCUGAUUGGACAGUUUACUGGUUCACAGAUCCCACCCCCUCUACUGAGCACUACCCACCUGACGAUCAUCCAUUUCUACAGUGACCACUCAGAGAACAGGCCGGGAUUCAAACUGACCUAUCAGGCUUAUCAACUUCAAAACUGCCAGGACCCCUUUCCUUUCUCCAAUGGUGACAUCAUCAACAGUGACUACAGUGCUGGCCAAUCAGUAACUUUCCAGUGCUACCCUGGUUAUGUUUUGAUUGGACACCCAGUACUAACAUGCCUGCAUGGGACCAAUCGGAAGUGGAACCACCCAUUUCCACGCUGUGAGGCUCCUUGCGGCUACAAUGUCACGGCUGAAAAUGGGACCAUCUAUUCACCUCAGUACCCCAAUGAAUACCCCAACUCCCAGGACUGUAUCUGGCUCAUCACUGUUCCCCACGGACAUGGAGUUUAUAUCAACUUUACCUUAUUGCAGACGGAGCCUGUCACUGAUUACAUUGCCGUCUGGGACGGUCCAGAUACAUCCAGCCCUCAGCUGGGAGUCUUCAGUGGCAACACAGCAUUAGAGUCUGCCUACAGCACCAGCCCACAGGUCCUGAUCCGCUUCCACUCUGACUUUUCAACUGGAGGGUUCUUCAUUCUCAACUUCCAUGCUUACCGUCUAAAGAAAUGCCCUCCUCCCCCUGUUGUGGAGAAUGCCGAAGUGAUCUUUGAAGAUGAAGACUUCCAGAUAGGUGAUAUUGUGAAGUAUCGCUGUUUACCUGGAUACACACUGACUGGAAAAGCAGAGCUUAUGUGCAAACUCAACUCCCAUUUGCUCUUUGAAGAUCCACCACCAACAUGUCAAGCCCAGUGCCCAGCCAAUGAGGAGCGGUCUGCGUCAUCAGGAGUCAUACUAAGCCCUGGGUUUCCUAGCAACUACCCCAACAGCCAGACAUGCUCCUGGCUGUUACGCAUGGUUCCAGGUUAUACCAUCAAUAUCUAUGUGGAGAUGUUCCACAGCGAGAAGCAGUUUGAUGAGCUGGAGAUUUUUGAUGGAUCCUCAGGACAAAGCCCUUUGCUUGUUGCUCUUAGUGGUAACCACUCAUCUCAGCUGAACUUCACAUCUAAAACAAACCAGCUCUAUCUACGAUGGUCCACUGACCAUGCAACCAACAAGAGAGGAUUCAAGAUACGAUAUUCAGCUGCCUACUGUAGCAUUAAUGAUCCUCCAGUGAAUGGGGGCGUGGUCAACCGAACCAAGCUCCGUCCAGGUAGCAGACUUCAGUUCUUUUGUAACCGUGGUUAUCGCCUCGUAGGCACAGCCAAUGCCACGUGCAAGCUUCACUCCAAUGGGCUGUUCCAAUGGGAUACGCUACCACCUUUUUGUCAAGCAAUCUCGUGUGGGAUUCCUCAGUCACCGGGCAACGGCAGCUUCCAUGCUUACCAGUACACUGUUGGUAGCCAGGUUACCUACCAAUGUAACCAUGGUUACCACCUUGACCCCGAUGUUUCAAUAACAGCAGUGUGUUUGGAGGAUGGCAGCUGGAGUAAUGCUGCCUCAGCCCCCAGAUGUCUACCGGUCCACUGCCCUAGCAUUGACAGCAUCUUGUCAGACCACAUGACCUACCACCUACUCUAUGGUAGGUUGGGAGAGUUUGGGUCUAUGAUGAUGCUGGAAUGCUCAUCAGGGUACUAUUUGGGUGUCGGGCAUCGGACUCUUCGCUGCCUUGCCAAUGGGACCUGGGAGGGAUCAGAUGACCCAGCUACAUGCAAGAUCAUAUCCUGUGGUGAGCUUCCUUCUCCACCCUUUGGGACCAAACUGGGGACGUUGACGACAUUCGGAGCAACUGCAAUCUUUAUGUGCAACCAUGGUUACACGCUGGUGGGGUCACAUGUCAGAGAGUGCGGUGCUAACGGGCUGUGGAGUGGUGCAGAAACCAGGUGUUUAGCUGGUCACUGUGACUCUCCGGAUCGGAUAGUCAAUGGCCACAUUAGUGGGGAUGGCUCUAGUUACCGUGACACAGUGGUGUACCAGUGCAUGUUAGGAUAUCGCCUAAUUGGCACAUCAGUCAGAAUCUGCCAGCAAGACCAUCGGUGGUCUGGAACAACUCCCGUCUGUGUCCCGAUCACUUGUGGUCAUCCCGGCAACCCAGCCAACGGGCGGACCAAUGGCAGCGAGUUCAACCUCAAUGAUGUUGUCAACUUCACCUGUAACAGAGGUUACAUCCUCAGCGGAAAUGCUCGUGCUCAGUGCCGACUCAACGGGCAGUGGAGCAGCCCCCUACCUGUCUGCAAAGUUGUAAACUGUUCGGACCCCGGCCAUGUGGAGAAUGGUGUACGCCAGUCAGGCCUACGUUACCCAGAAGUCUUCAGCUAUGGCGUAAGUGUGGCAAUCCACUGUAAACGAGGCUUCUACCUGCUGGGCUCUGCGCUUCUCACAUGUCAGCAUGAUGGACGGUGGGACCGACCAAUCCCUCGCUGCCAAGCUAUUUCCUGUGGAGACCCCGGUGUACCCCCAAAUGCAGUAGUUUCUGGAACCCACAGUUGGACAUACAGUUCCGUGCUGCAGUACUCCUGUCUGCCUGGGGGGGUGCUGAUCGGCAACGCUACUCGCCACUGUCAGGAGGAUGGCACGUGGAGCGGAGCGCCACCAUACUGCACUGGUGUAAGUCCAGGAGUCUGUGGGGACCCAGGGAUCCCUCCCCAUGGGGCCCGUCUGGGAGGGCAAGAAUUUAAAACCAAGAGCCUGUUGCGUUUCAGCUGUGAGGCGGGAUACAGUCUGACUGGCUCAGCUGAAAGGACCUGCCUGCACAAUGGCACCUGGAGCGGCACGCAGCCUGUCUGUCAAGCUGUAUCCUGUGGUAACCCUGGCACCCCAGCACACGGCAGAAUAGUGUUCAGUGAUGGCAUCACCUUCGGGAACUCGGUGGCUUAUGCAUGCUGGGAAGGCUUCAAAACAUCAGGCCUGACCACAAGACACUGCACAACAAAUGGGACAUGGACAGGACAACCCCCAGACUGCACGGUGAUCAGUUGCGGAGACCCUGGGCCGGUAGCCAAUGGGAUCUAUCUCGGAAGUGAGUUUACCUUCAACCACACAGUGACCUACCGCUGUAACCCUGGUCACUUGAUGGAACAGCCUGGACCUGGACGAAGUGUUCUGCGUUGCACUAAAGAUGGAACCUGGAACCAAACCAAACCCAACUGUAAAGUGAUCCAGUGUGGACCUCCUCCACAAGUACAUCAUGGGAAAGUGGAGGGUACAGAUCACUCAUGGGGAUCGAGUGUUAGCUACAGUUGUUUCCAUGGUUACCAGUUGUCCACUCCUGCUGUGUUAACCUGUGAGGGGAAUGGGACGUGGACAGGAGAUGUACCACAGUGUCUGCCUGUCCUGUGUGGCGAUCCUGGCUCUCCCGGAGGAGGAUUCAGAGAGGGGAACAUCUUUUCAUACCGGUCAGAAGUCAGGUUCUACUGCCAUGCCCCCUACUUGCUCGUAGGCUCUGCCUCCAGAGUCUGUGAGGCUGAUGGGAUUUGGAGUGGCCAGCAACCAGCCUGUAUAGACCCAGCCUUCAACAAUUGUCGUGACCCAGGAACUCCAGCCUAUGGUAUCCCAGUCAUAGCCCAAGGCUUUCAGGUUGGAAGUAAGAUUUCCUUCAAGUGCCGCAAAAACUACCACAUCCUUGGUUCCACCACAAGAACGUGCCUAGAAAAUCUAACCUGGAGUGGAACUCAACCUGAGUGCAUAGCCCAUUCAUGCAGACAGCCGGAGACCCCCAGUAAUGUAGACAUUCGAUCUAUGGACUUGCCUACCUUGGGUUAUACGCUGAUCUACACCUGUCAAGGCGGUUUCUAUCUGGCCGGGGGAUCAGAGCACAGAACCUGCAAAAGUGAUGGGAGAUGGUCGGGCAAACCCCCGCUCUGUAAAGUUGGAGUGAAAGUCAAUCCCAAAGGCAGAGGAGAAUCAGAUGUCCAGAAGAACAAGAUUCGUGUUCCAGUGGAUGUGUUCUCUCCAAACUCUGAAUGGAGUGGUUUCUACGAGUACCUAGGGAAGAGACAGCCCACCACAUUUACAGUUACUGGGUUCAAUGCAACCAGCGGCAGAGUUAACGUCACAUUACUGGAGACCAGCGGAGUGUCAAUCAGACUGUCAGGUACCUAUAAGUCAGAGGAAAACCAGCUGCUGUUGAAAGUCUACCAGGUGAAGGGGCCAACAGAGCAUUACUACAGCAAGUUUAAAAAUGACAACUGGGCGAUGGAUGGAUAUGUUACUGCAGAAUCAGACCAGAAGACUUUUGUUUACCAGGGGCAUAUUCACAGUAAAGAUUUUGGCAAGUUCCAUCUGACGAGGCAAGGCCCUGUAACCAUAGCAAUGGACCCAUCCAACCCCUACACAAACAGCAGCUCUGUGGCAGCAGCCAUCUUAGUUCCUUUCUUUGCCCUCAUCCUGUCUGGAUUUGCCUUCUACCUCUACAAGCACAGGACAUUGUCUGCUGACACAGAUGACAAUGAGAGACCAAAAGACACCUGGGGGCCUGGCGGCAGGACACGUCCCAAGGUCCAGUUCAAUGGCUAUGUUGGCCAUGAAAGCUCCAACGGUCAGGCAUCAUUUGAAAACCCAAUGUAUGACACCAAUAUGAAGCCCACUGAGGCUAAGGCAGUUCGAUUCGACACCACACUCAAUACAGUCUGCACUGUGGUAUAGUCCAGCAAACCUGCCACUAUACAGUGGUUCGGUCCAACCUCGAUGUUGCAGUUUGCGGUGUGGUUUAACCGAACAAAAAUGAAAGAACAAACUUAUGAUUUGGACUCGUCGUCGUGAGCAGUCUGUGUUGCAGCAUGCUGGUCCUCUGUCGGCAUAAUCUGCACAGUAACGCAGCUCUGCUCCACCUCCUACCUGAACAAUGGUAUCAUCCACCUCUCCUUAUAGUCUGAAAGAGCUAAAUAAGUUGGAACCAAUCAACAACGGAGAAGACAAUGACAUCAUCAAGUAAGAUGAAGUCUGUUGUUCAGGAGAUCAGAGCUGGGACCAGAAUUCAAUGCAAUUCAAACACCAAGGAAAAUCAGAGAAAGAUGGUACAUCAACCCUAAUUGAAAAGUGCUCAUCCAGUGUCAGCUGACUGACAGCAAAAUUUGACCCAACCUCCCUAUGGAAAGGGCUUUGUAUGACCAGUGUCAUAUGGCCCUGGAACACGCCUGCAACCUGAGUAGUGGUUUACCCCAACCUAACUUCAUACCCCCAUGCCAAAUUUGCACAGUGGUAUAGGCUUACGAACUCCCCUUGCUGUAGGCAAUGACAUGGGUUUGACCGAUGUGAUGCUCUACCCUCAAGGGAAGCACAUAGACUAUUCCACCCCACAGCUCCCAUCCAGACAAUGAAUAGUAAUUGGACAAUUCGUAUAUGUCAACACAAAAACCAUCACUGGUGCUGGACCAAAACCUCCCUCUGGACUUCCAUCAUACUGGACUUGACAGGACUGGACUCUGAUGUAAUGGCAGCUUACACAGUCUGUUUUGGUGGAAUGUGAUAUUGAUUAUACAGGCUGCUGUAAAGCUCGCAAACAAAUUCAGGCAAUGCAAUGACAAGUUCAACCAGACCAAUUCCUUUAAAGAAAAUGAUACUCUUAUUCAGUACUGGAUGCUAGUAUUAGAUUAGUACUACAAGUGGUGGACUACACACAACAGGUUCAAAUAACAGUUGCAGAUAAGUUUGAAAUGUUUUAGCCUGCUUGAAGAACUGAAUGGGUUAAUAUAGGGUUUAAUAUAGCAGGACAAUCACAGAGUUUGGUAAGUUUAGUUGUGAAUUAAUAAUGGACUUUGAAAAAGGUUCCUGUCAUUGUCUUUACCCUCUGCCACUUGCUGCAUAGCCUUUUAUGACAGUGUCUACAGUAUAUGGAAACAGUGAGGCUAAAACAUACCAAAUUAAGAAUUUGCAAAUGCUAUUUUUCCCAGGUUUAGUAGAACUAGAACUAGAACUUGUGAAGGUGUCCUAAAUGAGUUUUGGGCAUUUUAAAAAAUAUUCUACAGAGUCACAUACACAAUGUUCCACACUAGCACUAGGCAGACUGUGCUGAAGCAGAAAACCAGAUAUUUCAGUUGCCAGGCUGGUGUACACAAUGCACUGGUUUCCAGUGGCCUGUCUAACACAAUCAAAGAGUCAGACAACUGAGUCUUGUUCUUGGCCAGGAUUCUGUGGGGAAGCCUGGAGGCAAUAAGCUGUCAAGAUCUUCGACUGCUGCAAUCAGCUGUGGCCAGAUCCAGGAAAUGAUUUGUCUUCUCGUAACUUUGGUCGGGAUUAUCACUCAGUCAAGUGAUGACUGAUUUUUUUUCUACAGUAUACUCUCCAGACACAAAAUCAGACACAGAUGAACAGAUUAACAGACAGACCGGUUGACUGACAGAAAGUAGACAGACGAAUGGACAGAUAGAUAUCUCUGUCAGUCGGGCUGGAAAAAAGAGACAAGGACGGGUUGCUAUGGAAACAGAGACAAAUAGUUGUCUCCAGUUGUCUCUUCUGGCAUUUUUCUUCAGUGAAGAUAUUGAUGAACAGACUCUUAUGUUCAAAAACCCAGUGGCCCCAUGGGACUUCCCAAACCACUGCUGCUGGGGACCCCAUAAUAUAAACUUUAUAUAAACUCUUAAACCGCACAAAUUUUGCACUAGUGUGUUUUUCUGACUGGGUUAUGAAAAAAUGAAUAAUUUUUCGGGUCUGAAAUGGGUUUGAAAAAUGAGUCAUUCGAAAAAGAGAAUUUUAUUCAAAAACUUCUAUCUUUAAAAAGAUGACAAAACAACUAAAUACAGGGUUACAGAGUGUUUGUAUAUACACAUUUAUAUUUCACACUCCCUGUUAGCAGAAGGUGUGACCACAUGCUAUACCGUUGUUUAUUCCGUUGCCAUGACAACAUGCUAGCCAACCAGAAAGUUGGGAUCAGUUUACCUGUGGACCUCUGAGCUUCUAGUGUCACAUAAUGGCACCACACUCAUUUUUAGCCAUUUUUAGAGCAAUGGCUGCUUCUGAAAGCUCAUACUGAUUACUGUUACUGCUAUAAUUAUAUUAUAUAUGGUCCCACUGAAACACUGUUGCCACACACAUACUUUUAUUUACAGGCAUUAAACGCCAUCAUUCUCUGAGAUUACUCCACUCCUAUGGUAAACUAAAUAGUACACAGUUUGAGAUACUUCACACAAAGAAUAAACAGUAACUCAAUGUGGACUUAUUUUUCUCAGUGAAUGACUUGUAGUAACAGACAGUAUAAGUUUUCAGAAACAACAUGUGACUGUUUCUCUUACUCUUUAAAAAGGUGUGUGGUCAAUGUUCCGUACUACUCACAUUUCCAUGCAUCAUCUUUCAACACAUUUUGCAUAUCUGAUGCACAUGAUCAUAUUUCAACACACCUUUUUAAAGAGCGCACAGUGCAUGCGUGACCUGUUUAAGAGUUGGUCAUUUAAGGCAGUGGACAAACAGAUACAGUGUGUAGACAACAUGCACAAUUAUUGUUGUUGACACUUACCGCUCCCUGAGCCCAUCCAUUGUUUGAGAAAUACCUCGUGUGCAGAGAGUAAGUUACACCCUGUUUAUCAAUGCUGGAACCUCACUGCAACAAAUACACAAGCUUAGCGAGUGUGACCUCUCUUUCCGCUUAUUUCCUGGUAUUUUGAGUCAAAAUGUCGUGCUAACACCCAUGAGUCUGCAGGAUCCGAGAUAAUUGGCUAGUUCCAAAUCACUUGCCAAGCUUGUUAUUUCUCGCAGUGUUCUCUCAAAAUAUUUUUAUUUUUCGAAAGAUGCUGCACUUGGUUUAGAUCACAGAUGUAACUGCUAUCAGUGUGUGUCUUUCAGUGUCUUCAGGCCCGUUUACCUGUUUGUUUCACACUCCACGCAUAGCAUUCUGGCAUUAGGUUUACACCUCAGGCAUUUGCUUUAAUUGCAUGAUUUUUGUUGUCCAAUUGAAUUUUCCUCUACGGUUCCCAUGUUUUCAGUCAUUCAACCUCCAUCACUGUCAUAAACUUACAAACAAUACAUCACAAAUCCAUUCAUUUACACAUACAAUAUCAAAUGGUAAGUAGAAUGUAUGCGAGUCAGAUAAUUAAAAUGUACAACUGAUGAAAUUAUUAUUUUUUAUAUUUUUAUUUUAAAACACAUCUUAUAGUGUUGUACUCCAGGCUAAGACUCAAUACACUGAAAUCAGAGAGUGGAUUUUCCCCAGAACUUAAAUACUGAAAAACAUUUGGCAUGAGAAAGUUGUCACAUCAACUUAUUUUGAAAUAAGUAAGAAUGAAUCAACAAGUAACCUCCAGUUGCUAUUUACAUUUUCAGUUCAUUUAAUUGAAAAUGACUCUACGCCAGACCCCAAUGCUGCAAAUGAAAUGUCCUGAAACAAUGGUGAUUAUAUUUGGAAGCAUGACUACAGGAUAUUGUUUGUAUUAUUAUGUCUGUUGUCAGUCUGUCAUUCACAGUCUCUGCUUCAGGGUUGGGGCACAACCCAACAGGGUUGGACAGCCACAAACAUGUACACCAGUGUGAGACAAAGUAUAGAUAUGCAGAUGUGUGUAGUAGCUAAAAUACUGGCAAUAGUUAAAGAGCGCAACAAGACAGACAUUCAAAAUGUCUUCACAGGGGUAAACAAGACAUUCUCUGUCUUUAUUGCUGGAGUGCUCCCAGUGCCUCUAUUUUAAUUGAUUUAAUUAAUUCAGUUGAGACUUCCUAUGGAGUCAAGAGUGCAUAAUAGAGCCUGAAAAUGAGAGGCUGUAAGGUUUCCCGCACGCAUAAUAAAAGGGCUAAUUUUUAACAAUUAAUGACACAGAUCUGAUCUCCCACUGUGCCUGAACAAAAAAAAUUACACUCCUGUUUAUUCUGGCACGUAAAGAUCAGAAAGGUACAAGAGAGGUAAGAUUUCAAAUCUUGUCUAUCUACAGAAACUCAGUCAAAUACACAGCAAAUAUUUGUGCAGAACCUUAAAGCUUGUGGUAUAUAGGCCAUGUAUAGGCCAUCAAGCUUACAGCAGAGCUCCAAAAUGAUUUUGCUGUUUCUGUAAGCUCACACAGAUGCCAGAUGAGCUCAAUGUUAUGACUGCCAGCACAGAAAAACUUCCAUUUUAAGUUUGACUUUCCCCCAAGUAACCCUUCAGUGUUUCCCCGGUAACCAGCUGUGUAGUGGCAGAUGUCAUCUGCCACUUUGAAGCCUGUUUCUUUUUUCCUUUGUAUAGUCAAACAUUGGAGGGUGUGGUUUUAUUAGAUCAACAUAGACCUAACUUUGCCCCAUUCAAAUAGUGUCCAUGUCAGUUAAGUAUUUGCUUAUGUUUAUACAAAAGGUUGCCAGGGUACAAGCGCAAUGUGUUUAGAGAUGAGGAUUAGUUUUCUGGGUGAAAGUAUGUUUCAUUUCCUUGAUUCUAUCUGGGCUCUUACAGAAAGACUAUUAUUUGCUGAGUCAUGGUGAAGGUGCACAGAAAGUUAAAGUGAGAACAUACCCCUGGAUUGUUGGAAGCACCAACCAAAUGAAAUAUCACAUAUUCUUAUUAGAUAUGAUCUAUUUUUUUAAUUUUCAAAAAUAAAAAAUAAAAAUAGAUCUCUCAUAUGCACAGUUUAAAGUUGGAAGGAGAGAGAUGUCGACCUGAUAGCUGGAGAUAAUUCCUUUUCUUGAUCAUAUGAUCAAAAUCUAAGGAAUGAGAAUCACGUAAAAGACAAAGCACUCUAUGAGGUCUACUGCCUAUGAGGUUUCAUCUCACCUAUAAAUAGGUGAAAUAAGAGCUCUGUUUUUGGACAACCAAUCUAUUGAAGCCAGAAUUGUGGAGCAACUUAUUUUAAAUCUUAACAGAAUCUAAUUUUAUGACAAAGGACCCUUUCUGGUGUAAUGAAGUCUUGUUUGGAACAGCUCCUAAUUUCUGUCAGAAGAUGUAGGAAAUCUCUGUCACUGCUCAACCUUUUUAAAACAAGAUGUGUGUUAUUGAACCAAACAUGGCAUAUCUUCUCUAAGAUGCCUUAACAUUUUGGAUAAUGAUCUUUUUUUUUGGCAUUUUUAACUGUCUAUAGCUGUCCUUCACUUGGAAUUGUCAGCAGUCCUUAUUUAAAAUGUGCGACAGCUGACUGCAAUUAAAAAAUAAAUAAAACAACCCUCUAAAUUUUAAAAUGCCAAGGUUGUUUCUGCUUCUUCAGCUCUCACAGUUUGGGUAGAGGGUUCCAAAUUUGUCCCUCACUUUCUCUAAAGUGGUAUUGUCAGCAGUCCUCUUUGAAACAAAAGGGACUGGGUUGCUGUGCACUUAAAAAAAAAAAAAAAAAAAAAAGCUAAAUUUGUAAAUGUCACACAUUGCCUUUUCACAGUGUCACAUGGCACAGACAAGCUUCUAGAUUACAUCUCAGUGUAGAUUACAUCUCGAUGUAGUAGUAGUAAUCUAAAUUGCAUCGUGAUGGGGUCUGUGACUCAUUUUAUACAUUGGUGCAAACACACCCACGGAGGCCUGCAGAGUGAGUGCUGAACCUCUCCUAUAGGGAUAGUGUCGUCUCACUUGGGUAGGAACUGUGUCAUGCAUGUGCUCAUAUGUGGCUCAGUAGCCAUGUCGACCUGUAGAUGGAUUUUUAUCUGUGAUGGAAUUUUGUUGCCAGAUGGAAAUCCAACCUUUCUGUGUGCUCGUACUAUUAUUGGACAAUCCUUGUCCUCUUUCCAUACACAUACACUGCGGCUCUCGUUUUCACUUUUUAGUGUAAUCGAAUUAAAUAUUCAGCAUUGCAGUUCAUUUGCCCUUGACAGGACUUCAUCUUCUGCUCAGUAAUUUGGAUAGGACAAAUUUCUCAUGCCGUAGUUCAAAAUUAGAGCUUUAAGGAAAAUCUACAACCUGGUGAGUUCACUGCAGCCCUGCUUCACCUAUCAGUGCAAAGGAUGAAUAAUUGUCAUUUCAGCAAAUGGCAGCUUGUAGAUUGGGACACCACACAUAUUAACGCUAUGUUAUCACGCUACAAUGACAGGAUGCAUUCUCAUGCAGUAAAUGGCUGUUUGUUGCUUGUGAAUGUGUACCGAAAAAUAUUGUUUCGAUUUUGUUCUCCUGAAUGGCACAGAGAUAUAAUGGCAGGUUCUUACCAGGAAGUUGCCAUCAUCAUUAUUGUUUUAAGCAUCAUAAUUCAUAAUCAUCAUUAUCAUCACUGUCACCUCUCACCAUCAUCAUGUGCUGCUGAACUUGAAGUAGGUGCAAAAGAAAAAAAAAAUUUUUGUACAGAAAUCUAUUUUUUAUGGAGAAUUUGUAAAAAAAAAAAAAGAAACAAAUUAUUAAACAUGCUGUACUUUUUAUGAUUAAUGAUGUAGGUACAACAAAAUCUUGUUCAUUAAAGUCAAUGUUUUUACUGUUACACACCAUGUAAAAAUCUAUGGUUCAAACUGAGUAUCAAAUAUCAAAAUGUCAUAUGAUCUCUUUUGUCUAUUAUGGCUGCUUUUACACAGGAACAGAAAACCUUGUGGGACCUGGAGUUAAUCUUCUUCAUGCUGGAGAGACAUUUAGCUCUGGGACACACUUGUAAAAAAAAAAAAAAAAAUCUGCUAUUCAUAAACUUCAGUAUCAUAAAAUGUGUCAAUUCCAACUCCUCCAAAGCUUAAGUCAACAUUCAUUGCAAAAAAUGGUAUAAAAUGUGAUGAUACAGAGAACAGUUUUGAGUGACUUCUAAUGCAGCAGCAGCAGCAACACUGUUAGACAUUAAAAUAUCUUGUUUACAUACAUGUUUGGAAUUGAUUUUAGACACACAGUUAACACGGAACAAAAAAUAAACACUAGAUGUUUAGUGUCAUAAUGUCAUGAACAGUAUGUCAUGGUUGGGUUUGAAAACAACACUUCCUUUCAAAGACAGUGUUCUUGUGUAAAGGCAGCCCUGUGUGACUGAUCCUAAUGUCUGUAUCUGGGAAAGGGAUGACUUCCACAGGCACAAAAGAUUUUGGAUGACUUGCCCCCUUCAUUGCCCAAAAUCUGACCUCAUGGCUGUCUAAACAAGGAGGAAUCUGGUUCUCUUGCUUAGACAUUAUGGGUUUAGAGUGGAAAAUAAAGUUUAGGUAAAUUUAGACUCUAGCAGCAAAUUGGCAACCGUUUUGGAGGCUUCUCUGUUGGGAAACAAUUGGUAUUCUUAAGUUUUGAAUCAAAGGAUUGAAAAUUAUAUUUUUCUGUCCUCCCAUGACAUAAUGACAGAGAAACAACAUGGAAUGUUAUAAAGGGUACUGUAUGUGAAUGCAGCCUCACAACCUGCUGUUAAAGAGAAUCACAGUUUAUCUAUCAGCUAUUUUGAAGACAUUAUUUGAGAAUAAAGUUUUUGAUACAAUAAUAA
Seriola aureovittata is the source of this 18809-nucleotide messenger RNA. RefSeq names its product CUB and sushi domain-containing protein 1-like. The record is from RefSeq and is a predicted model, not a curated record. Lineage: Eukaryota; Metazoa; Chordata; Actinopteri; Carangiformes; Carangidae. Bases 382 to 11220 code for a protein of 3612 amino acids. The transcript has 75 exons.